AUGAAUCAGUCCCUGAAUCAGUCCUUGCAAGAAGGCCUGCGGGUUCUGCGGGCCAACUUGCCCAGUCUACUUGUUGGCUUGAUACUCGUCUAUCUCGUGGUCAACAAAUACCGGAGACAGCUGAACUCCAUCCCUGGCCCAUUCGUCGCCGGAUUCACCGACUUAUGGCGUUUCUUUGAUGCACUCUUUGCCAAUCCUCACGAAACUCACAUCAAACUUCACCGACAGACAGGCUCGAGCCUCGUCCGCAUCGGCCCUCGCACAGUCUCGGUGGCCGACCCUGCCUUGAUCCCCAAGAUCUAUGGUUUGAACUCCGGGUUCACCAAAACAAAAUUCUAUACUUUGCAUAUGCUGUCCUAUCAUGGACAGUUUACCCCUAGUCUGUUCACCACGCUCGAUGAGACUUACCACUCCAAAUACAAGAGACCAAUCGCAAAUGCUUACAGUAUGUCCAACUUGGUUGACUUCGAGCCACUCAUCGACUCCACGAGCGCCCUCUUCAUGUCGAGACUGGACGAAUUCGUCGCGUCCAAAGAAACCUUCAAUUUUGGACAAUGGCUGCAGAUUAAUAUCGCACCUAGUGGCGAGAUCGUCUUCAGCACGAAACUGGGAUUCUUGGAGACACGAUCGGAUGUAGAUGGGAUCAUGGCGGAUAUCCGUACCAAGGUCUUCUACGGCGGCAGUGUCGGUCAGAUUCCUACUGUGGACAAAUUCAUCACCAAGAGCCCUCUUUUCCUGGCGCUUGUUCCAACUCAUCCCAUUGUGAAUUUCACCGUGGAGAGGAUGAAGGAGCGGCUCGCCGUCAAAGCCCAGGGCGUGGAGGACAAGAGGCGAGACUUUCUGACGAGAUGUUUCGAGGCUCAGUCCAAGUAUCCGGAUCUCGUGACCGACAAGAUCAUUCGCAUGUACAACAUUGACAACGUCUUGGCCGGAAGUGACACCACAGGCAUAUCUUUCAGAUCCGUGAGUACAGCACUACCGACGAUGGUCUUAUCACCGGUUGGUUUGCUGACUGUGUCCGAGGUCUUCUACUAUCUUAUGAAGUCUCCAGACUGCCUGAAAAAGGUUGUGGAAGAAAUCGACCAAGCGGACAAAGCUGGAAAUCUGAGCGAGUUCGUCACUUGGAAAGAGUCAAACAACUUGCCAUACUUACAGGCAUGCAUCAAGGAAGCUCUGAGAAUGCAUCCGGCUGUUGGCUUGCUCCUUGAACGAUAUGUACCAAAGGGAGGAAUAGAGCUUGCAGGAAAGUACAUCCCCGAAGGCACAAUUGUUGGAGUGAAUCCUUGGGUGGCCGCACGAAACAGAGACGUGUACGGGUCCGAUGCAGAUUCAUUCAGGCCGGAACGGUGGCUGGAAGCUUCGACGGAACAGCUAGCAGCGAUGGAUCGCGCAAGUCUUACGUUCGGCCACGGCGCCCGCUCAUGCAUUGGCAAGAACAUCUCCAUGCUUGAGAUAGCCAAACUUGUGCCGCAGCUCUUGCGCCACUACGAGGUGCGUUCCAACUGCUAA
Exophiala xenobiotica is the source of this 1509-nucleotide messenger RNA. RefSeq lists its product as uncharacterized. The record is from RefSeq and is a predicted model, not a curated record. Gene Ontology annotation, molecular function: heme binding; oxidoreductase activity, acting on paired donors, with incorporation or reduction of molecular oxygen; iron ion binding. NCBI's taxonomy places the organism in Eukaryota, Fungi, Ascomycota, Eurotiomycetes, Chaetothyriales, Herpotrichiellaceae. The transcript is spliced from 6 exons. Bases 1 to 1509 code for a protein of 502 amino acids.